UUUUUCUGAUACAAGAGAUCAUCAAACAAGAAGCAAUGUCUUCUACACAAAUGGAUGGUUCCAAUGUCCAACAACAAUAUGAAGAUUUCAAGCCACAAAUGGAAACCCAAGAAACUGCUGACGCUCAUCUUCUUCUUAUUCAUCUUCCUGGUUUUACUAGACAAGAAGUUGGUGCAAACUAUGAAGCAGCUUAUAGGAGAAUUAGGGUUUUUGGUGAAAAACUACUUGAAAAUAAUAAGCGUCAACGCUUCAGUGUAGAGUAUAUAGUUCCAGAAACUUGUGAUGGUGAUAGCCUUAAGGGAAAAUUUGAAGACGGCGCAAAAAUUACCAUUACAAUGCCAAAGAAACCUAUUUCAAUUAUUGCCCCUAAAGGACCAGAACCAAUUGAAGAACAAGAAGAAUCCAAACAGGUCACUACUUCAAAAUCUGCUUCUGAAGUUGAAUCAGAAAUGGAUGAGAGUCAAAGAGAAUUUGAUGAGAAAAAAGAUGAAAAAACACCAACCCCACCACCAGAAGAAGCCACUGAAGAAUCUAAAAUGCCCCAAAAAGAUUCACAAGAUGAUCAAAAACAUCUUGAGGAUGAUCAGAGGAAAGAGAGUGCUGCAACAGAAGAUUCCUCAAUCACAGAAAAAAUCAAAGGUAAUGAAAAGCAUGAGGAAAACCAAAAGACUUAUGAUGCAGGAAAAGAAUCUGAGAAGAAGGAUCAUUAUUUGGCAAGACAGAAAAGCAAGGAAGAAAAGGAAGAACAAGCCAGGGUUGCUGAUAAAAGUUCCGGCUUUAAAAAGCAAGAGAAGAGGGAAGAGAAGGGAGAAUUUCAGAAUGAUCAGUAUUUGGCAAGAGAAAAAAGUAAGAAAGAAGAAAGAGAAGAAUCUGCCAUGGUUAUUGCUAAAGAAAGCUCAGCCUUAAAAACCCUAGGGAAGAAUUCAGAGGAAGAAGUUCGUCAGAAGGAUCAGAGAAGAAAAGAAUCUAUAACAGAGAAGAAGGAAAAGAAUAAAGAAAUGGAUGUUCCAACAAGUAAAGUCAACAAUGGAAAUACAGUAAAUAAUGAAUCAUCAAUAGGGAAAGGAAUCAGGGAUAUGGCCAACUCAGCUUCUCAAGCUGCAACAAGAUUGAAAAACAAGUUCAGUGAAGAAGAUAAACAGAAGCUCUUAUGUGCAGGUGCAGCAAUUCUGGUGGUGGUGGUAGGCAUUUAUGCUUCCUUCAAGCUCCGUUCCAUGACAAGACAAUAGAUAAAAUUACUUGCUAUAAAUUUCCUCUUUGAUAUGGUUCUGUACCAAAGUUUCAUUAUAUUUCAACAUAUUGUAAUUGUAAUAUAAACAUGCCGACUUAAGUUAGAGUUUUAUGUAUUUUCUAGCACAGAA
This is a messenger RNA of Prosopis cineraria, 1361 nucleotides long. RefSeq names its product protein RESTRICTED TEV MOVEMENT 2-like. The coding region runs from base 36 to 1229 and encodes 397 amino acids. The transcript has 3 exons. Lineage: Eukaryota; Viridiplantae; Streptophyta; Magnoliopsida; Fabales; Fabaceae. The record is from RefSeq and is a predicted model, not a curated record.